AAGGAAUCCCUUGGAAAAACUGGCUGCUGAAUCUACAGAAGGUUUUGAAGUGAAACUGUCAGUUUCGAGAUUGAAAGGUGUACCAAGAUCGAGAGUACAUCAAGUGGAGGCUCCCUGUAAAACCCCUCGUGUUACGUUCUCGCCAAAGCCAAAAAAGAGAAAGUUGAAUCCAAAUACCCAUUGAAAAUACCUAUAAAUGUACAACUUUUCUCAAAGUAAAAAAUAAAAUUCAUUUCAUUCAAAUUUCUAUUUUUCCACCAGUUUUCUUUCUGCUGUCAUCAAGUAACUAUGUAUAUUCUCAUUAGAGUGUUAACUUUUUAUUAUUAUCCAGAUGAAUUCCAACUUGUUCUGUCCGGAGAGACUAAUCCUGGAAAGUUGUAUGAGCCUGACGUGUUGUCUAGCUGCCUUACCUUCUGUUUGGACAAUAACUCAAGAUGCUUCUUUAUCCAGAUUGUGGUACCAAAGAUGUCGCAAUCAAAGGCUAUGAUGCUGAACCCGUGGCGCGUAGAAUCAUUUGUGAAGGGAGGUACUUUUUUUUUUGUUUUUUUGUUUUGGGUUAAAACGGUGGCGGCAAAUUUAUUAAAAUUUGUAGGAUAUAAAUUGAUGCACAGACUCAUCAUCAAGAAACCUUUCAAGGUACCGAAGAGAAGGUUAUUAGACAGCUUCCUCCUAAUGUCCACAUGUUGUUUUCAGCAAUAUUGUCUCAUAAUUCUGUAUUCGAAAAGCUCAUGGAUACCAUUCGACGUGGUAUGCAGAAUUUAAAUGGCCUUGUCAGAAUUCAAAAGCCCUAUCAGAAAUACAUCACAAACGUGAGGAUGAAUACCAACAGAUGUACCUGAUUUCUUAUCCUGGAAAGGUCCCUUCUGCUCCUUACAUUAUCUUUAUGCAUAUGCAAAACAUGAAAAC
Messenger RNA from Mucor mucedo, 906 nucleotides. RefSeq lists its product as uncharacterized. NCBI's taxonomy places the organism in Eukaryota, Fungi, Mucoromycota, Mucoromycetes, Mucorales, Mucoraceae. The record is from RefSeq and is a predicted model, not a curated record. The transcript is spliced from 2 exons. The coding region runs from base 289 to 762 and encodes 157 amino acids.